AUCGUAUCGGGAUCGGAUGAUGGGAUAAUCGGCAUCUGGAGUAGCGAAACUGGCCAAAACCAGCAUUUCUUCUCUGCGCACUCUGGAUCCGUGCAGAGGUUGGCAUCCACGGGCUACGACGGCCUGGUCCAGUUAUGGGAUCUUAAAACCGGCGACCUACGUGGCCCAUUGCGCGGGCACCAAGACUGGGUCAGGCACGCAUCGUUUUCUCCACAAGGGUCCCUUUUGGCAUCGGCAUCCGACGACCGGACCAUUAGAGUCUGGGAUAUUUCUCUAGACGGUGUUGAGAUAGAAUCUGCGAAAAAGGUUCUCCAAGGCCACCAGGGAUACGUUAGGUUCACCGCAUGGUCAGCAGAUAAGGGGCACAUGGCGUCCUGCUCUGGUGACGGGACAAUUUGCAUUUGGGACGCAGGGGAAUUCUCCCUGAAGCACAAUUUGAAAGACAAAAACUCUGCCAGCCCGAACAUCGUCGCUUUCAGGUCAUACACAUCUCAGAUUGUGUGCGCUGCUUACGACGAUAUUGAGUAUAUGGGGCUUUGA
This is a messenger RNA of Aspergillus glaucus CBS 516.65, 540 nucleotides long. Its product is annotated as WD40 repeat domain-containing protein. Gene Ontology annotation, molecular function: protein binding. The record is from RefSeq and is a predicted model, not a curated record. NCBI's taxonomy places the organism in Eukaryota, Fungi, Ascomycota, Eurotiomycetes, Eurotiales, Aspergillaceae. The transcript has a single exon. The annotation marks the transcript as partial.